Messenger RNA from Trichomycterus rosablanca, 1401 nucleotides. It is a transcript of the gene efnb2a, whose product is annotated as ephrin-B2a. The transcript is spliced from 5 exons. Gene Ontology annotation, biological process: axon guidance; blood vessel morphogenesis; ephrin receptor signaling pathway. The coding region runs from base 304 to 1296 and encodes 330 amino acids. NCBI's taxonomy places the organism in Eukaryota, Metazoa, Chordata, Actinopteri, Siluriformes, Trichomycteridae. Gene Ontology annotation, cellular component: plasma membrane. The record is from RefSeq and is a predicted model, not a curated record. Gene Ontology annotation, molecular function: ephrin receptor binding.
UUAAGGAGAGGGUUGCUCACUCGUCUUCGUUUUAAUCCGUUUUAUUUACUUUUUUAUUCUUGCUGAAUGAGAGACUGUCCCUCGCCUAAGCUCUGGGAUCAGUGUUCGAGGCGCAGCCGCUGUUCAGACCGGACUAACGCCUACACCGGGAUGCUCUACUCCUAGCUGGGCUUGCUGGAAAUCGGGACACCCAGAAUUGUCCGGGGUUUGUUGGUGUGUUGGUGGCACUCUUCAGGCUUCAGGAGAGGUUUUUUGUUUAGUUUUCUUUGCACAUUUGUGUGGUCCGAGACGGAUUUGGAGGUCAUGGGGGAGUCUCUGUGGACGUACUACCUUUGGGUGUUGGUGCUUGUGUGCAAGGUGAACGCAACCGUUUUAGAGUCCAUCUACUGGAACACGACCAAUAGCAAGUUCGUUCCAGGUCAGGGUUUAGUGCUGUACCCUCAGAUCGGGGACAAAAUGGACAUCGUGUGUCCACGAGUGGAGGGCGGAUCGAUGGACGGAGUUGAGUAUUACAAGCUGUACAUGGUUCCCCGUGAGCAGUUGGACUCUUGCACGGUCACGAAGGCCGAUACGCCGCUCCUGAACUGUGUCAAACCAGACCAGGAUGUCAAAUUCACCCUUAAGUUCCAGGAGUUUAGUCCUAACCUUUGGGGUUUGGAGUUCUUCAAAGGGAAAGACUACUACAUUAUUUCAACGUCGAACGGCACGAUGGAGGGCCUGGAGAAUCAGGAAGGAGGAGUUUGUAAAAUGAAAUCCAUGAAAAUCGUCAUGAAAGUCGGACAGAAUCCGUCUGACCCCGUUCCUCCGAAAGACUAUCCGACGAGGCAUCCUCCUAAACCCUCAGACCCAGACAAGGACAGCAAAUCCAACGAAGUCCUGGACAAACAUGAAGGAUCACAUAACGAUGGCAUCACACCUGACGGUCCAGGUGGCAAAUCAUCGUCGAUAAUCGGCUCCGAGGUGGCUCUGUUCGCCUGUGUGGCUUCUGCCUGCGUCAUCGCCAUCGCUGUAGUGAUCAUGCUGGUCGUUCUGCUGCUCAAGCGUCGACGGCGCCACGGCAAGCACUCGCCCCCGCACACCACCACCCUGUCGCUUGGCUCAUUAGCCACGCCCAAACGAGGUGGCGGGAGCAACAACAACGGCUCAGAGCCCAGCGAUAUCAUCAUCCCGUUACGGACGGCCGACAGCGUUUUCUGCCCGCAUUACGAGAAAGUGAGUGGCGACUACGGCCAUCCUGUAUACAUCGUCCAGGAGAUGCCACCACAGAGCCCUGCUAACAUCUACUACAAAGUGUGACGGACUAAUAUACCACUUUGUUCUUUGACCCUGGCGCCCCCUCACCGAACCAGCCCCUGUCUGUAGGGGGCGGGACGGUAAAACGCUCUCCCCGCGCCUCCUCUU